This is a messenger RNA of Zonotrichia albicollis (white-throated sparrow), 1862 nucleotides long. NCBI's taxonomy places the organism in Eukaryota, Metazoa, Chordata, Aves, Passeriformes, Passerellidae. The record is from RefSeq and is a predicted model, not a curated record.
GCCCCAGCCCCUCGGGAAGCCGCCAUCCCCGAUGGGAGACAGCGUCCCCCCACCCUCCGUGCCACCCCCUGCGCCUGGGGGUGCCCUGCAGGGAGAGCGCAGCUUCCCCCAGCAUGGCCGACCUGGCCCUCCGGAUGUCAUCCCCUCAGAAAAGACCGUCCCUGCAACCAUCACUCCCUCUGAGAAGAAGAUUGUCCCACCUGUCCCUGCAGCCAUCAGCCCCUCUGAGAAAAUUGUCCCACCCGUCCCUGUAACCAUCACUCCCUCUGAGAAGAAGAUUGUCCCACCCGUCCCUGCAGCCAUCAGCCCCUCUGAGAAAAUUCGGGCGGUGCUGGAGGAGCGGCAGAGGCAGAAGCUGGAGAAGAAUAAGGAGCGCUACGAGGCAGCGAUCCAGCGGUCGGUCAAGAAGACGUGGGCAGAGAUCCGGCAGCAGCGGUGGUCCUGGGCUGGGGCCCUGCACCACGGCUCCCCCGCACACAAGGAUGGUGCGAGCCGGUGCUCGGUGUCCGCUGUAAACCUCCCCAAACACGUCGACUCUAUAAUCAACAAGCGGCUCUCCAAAUCCUCCGCCACCCUCUGGAACUCUCCCAGUAGAAACCGGAGCUUGCAGCUGAGCCCAUGGGAGAGCAGCAUCGUAGACCGGCUGAUGACGCCCACCCUGUCGUUCCUGGCGCGCAGCCGGAGCGCCGUGACGCUGGCUGGCAAUGGCAAGGAGCAGGGUGAGCCCCAGGGGCGGCUGCAGGAGGAACGAGAGGCCCAGGAGAGAGCCCGGGCUGAGCGAGAGGAGGUGGAGCGGCUGCAGAGACAGAAGGAAGAGGCCGAGGCGCGGGCACGCGAAGAGGCUGAGCGGCAGCGCCUGGAGAGGGAGAAGCACUUCCAGCGUGAGGAGCAGGAGCGGCUGGAGAGGAAGAAGCGCCUGGAGGAGAUCAUGAAGAGGACGCGCAAGUCGGACACAGCAGACACCAAGAAAAAGGACGACAAGAAGGUGGUGAACGGGAAAGCAGCCCAACAGGAAGAUGUCCCAGGCCGUGAGAAGCACCUGGGGCCAAUCCCCAAGGCAGAGGAGCUCCCAGAGAUGGAGACCCCAAGUGCAGGGACGCCGGGGGGAACGAAGGGCUUGGUGGGCGAGGGGCUGCAGCCAAGCUCCAAGGAGGCAGCAGCCCUGGUGAACGGCGUGCAGCCCGGCAAGCACGAGAACGGCUUCUCGGGCAGUGAGGGCUCCAAGGAGCUGCGGGAUCUCUCCCACCAUGGUGGCAGCCCCGGCAGCAUCAUUCCCUUUGGCGACAAGGAGCCCUUCCUCAAGCAGGCCGUGGUGAAGCCGCCGCAGGUGACAGAGGUGCUGUGAGGGCCUGGCUGAUGUCCCCAGGAGCCAGUGCCUGUGCCCUGACCCCGGUGGCCCACGCAGAUCUGUAGCUGUCGUCACAACACGAGCCUCGCUGCUCCUCCCGGGCGCCCGGGGGCUGCAGGGCCCCAGCGAGGAUGCCUGGCUCCUCUCUUUGUUCUCGUUUUUAUUUCGUUUUGUUGGUUUUUUUUUAUUUUAAAUAUGCACCUUAUCAGACUGACAGCCCACCCUCGCAGCCCGCUGGAGCCGCCCCAGACGUGUGGUGUAAUGAUGUAGUUAUUUAACUCGCUGGGUACAACGUCUGUGAAUACUGUAAAUAGAGCCGGCCGGGCGUGGGGAUGCUCUGGGGGGCUCGGGGCUGGGGGGAAGCCGUGUCACAGCUCCCGGUGCCCACGUUCCCCCGCAUGUCCGUGUGUCCAGUGUCCCCGGGCCCGGCCGGCACCACGCUGCUCUGUGCCCUUGUGACAGUGUUAUGCAUCCAGACAACCUUUGACAACAAUUAAAAGUGGACAAUGCCCUC